AUUAUUCAUAUUUAAAAUGACUUUCAGGCGGCAGUCAACGCAUAAACCAAACCUCUAACUGUUCGGAUGAAUUUAUUUUAGACUCAAUAUUAUGAAACGGCGCGAUAAUCCUUUUAUAAGAUAUGCUUUUAUAAAUAUAGUUUACUGGUAGAAGAAGUGACUUUGGACUUUUGUGAAGAUGACUGACUCGAAGAAAACGAACUCCCCUAAAAGAGUACAGAAAAGCACAGUGGAUGAUGAAUUUCCCGUUCCACCAGAUGGUGGUUGGGGUUGGGUUGUAACUUUUAGCUCAUUCAUGGUCAGCGUUUUAGUCGAUGGCGUGUGUUUCAGUUUUGGAAUAUUUUUUACGAAAUUUAUGGACUAUUUCCAAGAAUCUAAAAUGAAGACAUCUUGGGUUGGAUCCGUUUUGAAUGGAACUUACUUGGUACUGGGGCCUAUUGUCGGUUCUUUAGUAACAAAAUUUGGUUGUAGGAACGUGGCCUUGGUUGGAGCUAUAAUUGCUGCUACUUCAUUCUUUAUCAGUUCCUUUUCACCAAACAUUGAGGUUCUUACUGUCACCUAUGGUCUGAUGGGAGGUACUGGGCUUGGUUUCAUGUAUCUUCCAGCAAUUGUUAUGGUUGGAUAUUAUUUCGAAAAACGAAGAGCUUUAGCAACUGGUAUAGCCUGUUGUGGUUCAGGAAUUGGAGCGUUUGUGUUUGCUCCCCUUUGUGAAUUUCUUUUAGAAGAAUAUAACUGGCAAGGUGCCACGUGGAUAUUGUCAGCUAUUGUGUUAAAUGGUUUAAUAUUUAGCGCGUUUUACCGACCGGUUAGUAAUCUAAACAAGGACGUUUUGGAGCGAAAGGGAGUUAACUCGGAAAACACUUGCGAUACUGAUGAAUUUUAUCUCGUUAACGCAAAGUGUUUUCCUGUGAUGAAUCCCGAUGCGGAAUCACUUAAAGCAUGCAGAAUGCACCCCUGGGAACUAACAAAUAGCCCUGUGUAUAGAUGUAAGUCAGUAGAUAUUCCAACAAUUAAUACAAAAAUCGCUAAUAACGAUAGCGAUCGCUUAAAUAUGGAAAUAAGUCGAAUGGCACACAGUCACCAUGACAUUGCCGAUAAAAAAGUGAAAUUGGAAUAUUACAAUCCACUGCAGAGAAAGGAUAUAUUUUACAGUGGUAGUAUAUCUAACUUGAAAAUGCACCAAAAUGUUAAAUUAUCACAGAAUUAUAUUAACAAAUUAAAUGAAGAACAAUCCAAAGGCAGGCUUUCAAAUGAAAGCGAAGGUGGUGAUCGUGGAACGUGUGGGUUUCUUAAAAAACACGUCGACUUAUCUCUACUAUCAAGUCCCAAAUUUUUAGUGUAUGGUACUUCAUGUUUUUUAUGUAUGGCAGGUUUUUUUGUUCCUUUUAUGUAUAUACCACCCCUAGCACAAGAUCUAGGUAUAUCAGCCCAGAAGGCCGCCUUCCUUAUAUCAAUCAUUGGUAUUGUAAAUACAGUAGGGCGUGUGCUAACUGGUUAUAUAUCCGAUCAAGUCUGGGCUGAUUGUCUUCUAAUAAAUAACAUAGCCCUUAUUAUAGGUGGAAUUGCUACCAUUCUAGUGCCUUUUUAUACUAAUUUUGGUAUUCUUGCUGCGUAUUGCUGUGUAUUUGGUUUGAGUAUAGCUGUUUUUGUGUCAUUAAGAUCAAUUAUUAUGGUCGAAUUGAUGGGGUUAGAGAAACUCACAAGUGCGUUUGGCCUGGUAAUAAUGUGUCAAGGUCUUUCUUCAUUUAUCGGUGCUCCGAUAGCUGGUGCAAUAUCCGACUCUACAGGCAAUUACGAUGCGGCAUUUUAUAUGGCGGGAUCUGUCCUUGCCAUGGCUGGAAUUAUAUGUCUACCACUUCGUAGAAUUGCUUCAUGGGAAGAUGAGAAAAAGUACAGUGAAGGUGAAAUUACACCCAUGAUAUCAAAUGCCGAGAUAAAAACCAGUUUGAAUGAUUAAAACAUUUUACUUUUUAUUACGAAUGAAUUUUGUAAAUUUGUAAACAUAAAUGUAAUACGAAUUCUCAGAAUUAUAUUUUAUAUUAUAUUCUAUAUUAUACUUCCAUUCAUUUAUAACCCCUUGGCGUCCCUCUAUAUUUUUGUUAUUAUUAUUUUCUGUGUGCACAGUUGGAACAGUAGGCUAAAGCCUAGCUUAUGUCACCCAACGACGCGAUAAAACUGACGGCGACUCAUAGCAACUAACAGCUGAUGUCGCUACAACUGAAUUUAUCCACGACUGGACACAACCACGAAGCAAUCAAUUAAUCAUAGUCGUAAGCGCCUUCAUGUCGCCUGGUGUCAAUUGCAGAAUCGGGGCCACAGCUGAUCACAUUACUGACACGUGAUAACCUUCAAAAUGGCCUCAUUGCACUUGUCAGCCAUGUUUGUUACCGCCCCCUGGGUACCA
This is a messenger RNA of Patella vulgata (common limpet), 2404 nucleotides long. RefSeq names its product monocarboxylate transporter 12. The coding region runs from base 179 to 1957 and encodes 592 amino acids. The record is from RefSeq and is a predicted model, not a curated record. Gene Ontology annotation, molecular function: monocarboxylic acid transmembrane transporter activity. Lineage: Eukaryota; Metazoa; Mollusca; Gastropoda; Patellidae. The transcript is spliced from 7 exons. Gene Ontology annotation, biological process: transmembrane transport; monocarboxylic acid transport.